This is a messenger RNA of Gastrolobium bilobum, 864 nucleotides long. Its product is annotated as 7-deoxyloganetin glucosyltransferase-like. NCBI's taxonomy places the organism in Eukaryota, Viridiplantae, Streptophyta, Magnoliopsida, Fabales, Fabaceae. The transcript is spliced from 3 exons. Bases 1 to 864 code for a protein of 287 amino acids. The record is from RefSeq and is a predicted model, not a curated record. Gene Ontology annotation, molecular function: UDP-glycosyltransferase activity.
AUGAGUUAUUUGAGCAUGGCAGAGAAGAAGCCUCAUGCGAAUUGUAUACCUUACCCAGCUCAGGGCCACAUAACUCCAAUGCUCAAACUAGCGAAGCUCCUCCACUUCAGAGGGUUUCACAUCACUUUCGUUAACACAGAGUUCAACCAUAAACGCCUUCUUAAAUCUCAGGGUCCAAAUUCCCUGAACGGCUUCCCUUCUUUCCGUUUUGAAACUAUCCCCGACGGUCUACCAGAGUCUGAUGUGGAUGCCACACAGGAUACACCUUCCCUGUGUGACUCCGUCAGAAAAACAUGCUUAACUCCAUUCAAGAACCUCCUUCACAAACUCAACAACGCCACAAAUAUCCCUCCUGUUACGUGCAUAGUUUCUGAUGGUGUCAUGUUCAUUAGGCCUGAUCUUGUGGUUGGUGAAAACGCAGUUCUUCCUAUGGAGUUUGUCACAGAGACAAAAAAGAGAGGUCUAUUGUCAAAUUGGUGUCCUCAAGAGGAAGUGUUAGCUCACCCAGCAAUUGGAGGAUUCUUGACACACAGUGGUUGGAAUUCAACAAUUGAAAGUUUAUGUAAUGGAGUGCCAGUUAUAUGUUGGCCUUUCUUUUCUGAGCAACCAACUAAUUAUCGAUUUUGCUGUGUUGAAUGGGGGAUUGGGUUGCAGAUAGGAGGUGAUGAUGUUAAGAGGAAUAGAGUUGAGAGCCUUGUGAGAGAGUUGAUGGAGGGGCAGCAGGGAAAAGUGUUGACCAAGAAAGCCUUGGAAUGGAAGAAAUUGGCAGAAGAUGUCGCCAUUCACAAAGAUGGAUCUUCAUUUAUGAAUUUUGAUAACAUGGUUCGUCAAGUUCUUUUGAGUGAGAACUUGAAAUCAAGUUAG